AUGCUGAUGGGUCAUCUCUCUAUAGUACACCGUUAUCACCACAGAGUCCGUAGAUGGCGAGAACAUCAACUCACCCUCAAUAAGUUUACGUUACAUGACAGCCCUACACGUUUGAGGGUUGAAUCCUUUUUCCCAGAUGACAGCCCUACACGUUUGAGUGUUGAAUCCUUUUUCCCAGAUGACAGCCCUACACGUUUGAGGGUUGAAUCCUUUUUCCCAGAUGACAGCCCUACACAUGACAGCCCUACACGUUUGAGUGUUGAAUCCUUUUUCCCAGAUGACAGCCCUACACGUUUGAGGGUUGAAUCCUUUUUCCCAGAUGACAGCCCUACACGUUUGAGUGUUGAAUCCUUUUUCCCAGAUGACAGCCCUACACAUUUGAGGGUUGAAUCCUUUUUCCCAGAUGACAGCCCUACACGUUUGAGUGUUGAAUCCUUUUUCCCAGAUGACAGCCCUACACGUUUGAGGGUUGAAUCCUUUUUCCCAGAUGACAGCCCUACACGUUUGAGUGUUGAAUCCUUUUUCCCAGAUGACAGCCCUACACGUUUGAGGGUUGAAUCCUUUUUCCCAGAUGACAGCCCUACACGUUUGAGUGUUGAAUCCUUUUUCCCAGAUGACAGCCCUACACGUUUGAGGGUUGAAUCCUUUUUCCCAGAUGACAGCCCUACACGUUUGAGUGUUGAAUCCUUUUUCCCAGAUGACAGCCCUACACGUUUGAGGGUUGAAUCCUUUUUCCCAGAUGACAGCCCUAUACGUUUGAGUGUUGAAUCCUUUUUCCCAGAUGACAGCCCUACACGUUUGAGGGUUGAAUCCUUUUUCCCAGAUGACAGCCCUACACGUUUGAGUGUUGAAUCCUUUUUCCCAGAUGACAGCCCUACACGUUUGAGGGUUGAAUCCUUUUUCCCAGAUGACAGCCCCACACGUUUGAGUGUUGAAUCCUUUUUCCCAGAUGACAGCCCCACACGUUUGAGUGUUGAAUUCUUUUUCGCAUAUGACAGCCCUACGCGUUUGACUGUUGAAUCAGUUUGA
Messenger RNA from Acanthosepion pharaonis, 1029 nucleotides. Lineage: Eukaryota; Metazoa; Mollusca; Cephalopoda; Sepiida; Sepiidae. The record is from the annotation of a GenBank genome assembly.